CCCCCUCCUCAAUUCGGAGCGAGGCGCUUCCUGGGUCGGCCCGUCCGAUCGCCUCGCGAUGGCGACCGACGCCGCCGCCGCCGACAAGACCUCCGUCUUCCGCAAGCUCCGCGCCAAAUCCGACAACAAGAUGUGCUUCGACUGCAACGCCAAGAACCCCACCUGGGCCUCCGUCACCUACGGCAUCUUCCUCUGCAUCGACUGCUCCGCCGUCCACCGCAGCCUCGGCGUCCACAUAUCCUUCGUCAGAUCAACAAACUUGGAUUCAUGGGCCCCAAACCAGUUGAAAAUGAUGGUUUACGGAGGAAACAACCGUGCGCAGGCUUUCUUCAAGCAGCAUGGCUGGACUGACGGCGGGAAGAUCGAAGCAAAGUACACUUCGAGAGCUGCUGACUUGUACCGGCAGUUGCUUCGUAAAGAGGUUGACAAAAGCUCCACCGAAGAAGCAAAUACUAGCUGGCCAUCCUCCCCAGUCGCAGCUUCUUCAAACCAAGCGCCUGCGUUUCCAGAUCUCGAACUGGCCGAGGCGUCAAAAGAAGUUGGAGAGGAGAAGACUGAGCCUGAAGUUAUCCGCUCGCCUAAAGCUCCUACCACCCAUUCAUUCAAGAAGCCAAUUGGUGGAAAGAAGCCUGGGAAUAAGACCGGUGGGCUUGGUGCACGCAAGCUUACGUCAAAGGGGAGUGAAAGCCUCUAUGAGCAGAAACCUGAAGAACCCGCUCCUGCUCUGCCAACGGUGAUUGAGAGCACUACAGCUAGGAGCAAAUCUCAUACUUCCCGAUUUGAAUAUGUAGAAAAUAUACCUUCUGCUGGGAGCAGUUCUGAGGAAAGCCAGGCAUUUGGACAUGUUGCUCCGCCAAAGUCUUCAAACUUCUUCGGUGAAUUUGGGAUGGACAGUGGAUAUCAAAAGAAACCUUCCUCUAGUUCAUCCAAAGUGCAGGUUGAGGAAAGUAGCGAAGCAAGAAAGAAAUUCUCAAAUGCAAAGUCGAUUUCGUCAUCUCAGUUCUUCGGUGAUCAGGCCAAUUUGGAAAAGGACGGCCAACUCUCCCUCCAAAAGUUUUCUGGAUCGUCGGCCAUUUCAAGUGCUGACCUAUUUGGCCACCAAGCGAAUAAUUCUAAUGCUGAUUUGAGUGCUUCGGAUUUGAUCAACCGUAUCUCCUUUCAGGCAACUCAGGACUUGACAUCUCUCAAGAGCAUGGCUGGGGAGACUGGGAAGAAGCUGACGUCUAUGGCAUCCAACAUCAUGUCUGAUCUUCAAGACCGAAUCCUCUGAGCUUGGCUUACAUAUGCCUGGAAGAUCUGUUUAAGAGUCCAUAGGCAUUCUAAACUUGUGAACUUAGUCAAUAGUCGUCAAGAGAGGAAGAAAUCGGAAAUGCUGUACUGGCUAAGUCGUGCUAGCAUUUGAACCUGUGACAGAAACGCUUUUGCCUCUGAGAGUUCAGUUUAUGUUUAGAUGGAUCAUGGAUGGUAUCAAUCAAAGAUACUCAAAAGAAAUAUGGAUGGACAGUAUCAAAGAAA
Messenger RNA from Lolium rigidum, 1515 nucleotides. RefSeq names its product probable ADP-ribosylation factor GTPase-activating protein AGD8. The transcript is spliced from 7 exons. Lineage: Eukaryota; Viridiplantae; Streptophyta; Magnoliopsida; Poales; Poaceae. Gene Ontology annotation, biological process: COPI coating of Golgi vesicle. Gene Ontology annotation, molecular function: GTPase activator activity. The record is from RefSeq and is a predicted model, not a curated record. Bases 59 to 1270 code for a protein of 403 amino acids.